This is a messenger RNA of Etheostoma cragini (Arkansas darter), 1933 nucleotides long. RefSeq names its product peripherin 2a (retinal degeneration, slow) (gene prph2a). The record is from RefSeq and is a predicted model, not a curated record. Lineage: Eukaryota; Metazoa; Chordata; Actinopteri; Perciformes; Percidae. The transcript is spliced from 3 exons. Gene Ontology annotation, cellular component: membrane. The coding region runs from base 1 to 1035 and encodes 344 amino acids. Gene Ontology annotation, biological process: visual perception.
AUGGUUUUGAUGUUGGUCAAGUUUGACCUGAAGAAGCGAGUAAAGCUCGCUCAGACAGUCUGGUUCAUGUACUGGUUCGCUGUAAUGGCCGGCGUGCUGGUCUUCAGCAUGGGCCUAUUCUUUAAGAUCGAGCUGCGAAAGCGCUCAGAACUUAUGGACAACAACGAGAGCCACUUCUUGCCCAACCUGCUCAUAUUAAUGGGUCUAAUAACCUGCGGCAUUAACGCCUUUGGAGGCAAAAUCUGCUACGACUCACUAGACCCUAACAAGUUUGUAAAGUGGAAGUCCAUAUUGAAGAGCUUCUUGGUGUUAUGUGUGGUGUUCAAUGGCCUAUUGUUUCUGACGGCCCUGAUGUGUUUCUUGAUGAGGAUUCCUCUGCAGUUCACCCUGGCUGAGGGGCUGAAGAACGGCAUGAGGUACUACAAGGACACAGACACACCGGGACGCUGCUACAUGAAGAGGACCCUGGACCUGAUGCAGAUGGAGUUCCGUUGCUGCGGAAAUGACAACUACAGAGACUGGUUUGAGAUUCAGUGGGUUAGCAACCGCUACCUGGACUUCGGGGCAAAAGAAGUCAAAGACCGCAUUGGGAGCAACGUGGACGGCCAGUAUCUGAUGGAUGGGGUCCCGUUCAGCUGCUGUAACCCCAGCUCCCCGAGACCCUGCAUCCAGAACCAGAUGACCAACAACACUGCCCACUACAGCUAUGACCACUACACGGAGGAGCUCAAUGUGUGGAAGCAUGGCUGCCGUGACGCCAUGUUGUCCUACUAUGGAGGCAUGAUGAACACCAUCGGAGCCCUGGUGCUAUUGGUCACUGUUCUGGAGGUUGCUGUGACCAUCGGCCUACAGUACGUCAACAGCUCCCUGUCCACCCUGGCUAACCCGGAGGACCCGGAGAGUGAGAGUGAGGGCUGGAUCCUGGAGAAGACCGUGAAGGAGACAUUCACCGACAUCAUGGCCACGAUGAAGUCCAUGGGCAAAGGCACAAAGGUGGAGGAGGGGGGUGAGGCAGUGGUCACCACGGUCAGCUGAGCUAACCCCUCCUGCAAAAAACUGACAUCACUCCCACUUGAAAAGGAGAGGAAGGGGACGUGUGAGAUUGCUACGUUUUUCUACCAACAUUUAUUAUGUAGACACUACCACACACACAAACACAUAUUUGGGUAUGAACUCCAUGGAAAUGGACUCCUUUCAAAUGGACUCCUUGCAUUAAUAAUUAUAAACUGCAUAUUCAUACAUAGUGAGAGAUAAUGUGUAGGACGAGUUAUUUAUGGUUUUUCAUUUUGGUAAUCCCAAACCAAACCAAUCCAUCUCAGGCUUCCAACUGUCUUUGUGAGAUUUGGAUCUUUUCAAAAAUGAUGAGUCAAUUAAACGUGUUAUGUAUUGAUGAAUGGCAGAUGCUUUGCAAUCACAAGUAAAUAUGUAAUUUUUUCCGUUGUAUUGUUGUCGGAUAGUUUGGUGGGGAUGGUGGUUGCUAUGCAACCCCCCCUCUCAUGAAAGCCAGAGGUGCAGAAUGGAAGAUAUUUACAGCCCAAGAAACGCAGUGUUUUUUUUUUUGUUGACCUGUCUAUAGUACCUUGGCUUUUAGCUGAUACCGUAUAUUAACAAUGCAAACAAAUUAACCACCCCACUUAGCUCUUUUUACACUUCAAUCCCCCAAUGAAGACUGGAUAAGCUCAUGUGAUGGAGUGAAAUUAUGAAUUGAAUGAAUCUGUAUGAAUUAUGCAUUAAUGUUCCGGCACACGGUCGAAGAGCGAGGCAUCAGAACUGGGAGGUGAGUCCUGUAGAGAGGCAGGGCCAACUCCAAACCGGUGGAGGAUGACUGAAUUUGGCAGCUAAAUCUUGGCUCCUGACCCCUGUACUGUAAUCUCAGAUCAUCUUUGGUGUUUCCUUUGUGCAUUCAGUAUCUGUAUAUUGACACACACAUAUG